AUGGCGGGUGCCGGGGGGCAGAGGAUGGCGUCGAUGCUGCCGCACCUCCUGAAGACCCUUGGGGGGAGGACAUCUUUCCCGGCGGCUAAUCUACCAAGCCAGACACUCCCGUCUCUCAGGUAAUGCCCCGUAUCGUCAAUCUCUGCAUCUCGUUCGUUGGGUGAGUUUCGUUCUUCAUCUGCGUUCCUCACGGGCUGUUCCUGAUCUUUUGGGGGUGGGGGGGAUGGGGGGGAGAGGACAGGCGGGCGUUUUCACUCUAUGAUCAGAUAAAUCUCAUCGAUAGCGUUCCUGAAGAUCAGCUGCGAUUUCAGGGGUAAGCGACUGUUUUUGACAUUGAUGGUAUUACUACUCUUGAUGUAUGAGUUUAUACUAUGUUUUGUCUGUUCUUGGUUUCCUGUGAAUUCUUAUCUCGAAUCGUUCCGCUUUUGUUGUCAUGAGGCGCAGUGAUGGAGCGAUGUUGAGACCUGUCAGCACAGGUUUUACUACCAAGUUUUGGAAUAAUGGAAAACUAAUUGAAUCGUUAAAAUAUUCUGAAGCAGGUUGCUAUGGAGAAUAAACGUCGAACUGAUUAGUCCGAAGUUGAAAACAUGGCGAAUAACAAUAAAAUUAUAAAUAGUGAUCAAGUGAUUCCAACACUUACCUGAAUAUGAGCUUCUGCAUGUUGUGAAUGAACAUAGAACACCAACAUUAGGGUUAGAAUGUUCAAACAAUUGAUGUUGCGCGAAUAAGGGAUGACGACGGAAAUCAGUUUGAAACACGAUUCACAUUCAAUGAUAUUCUUUUUCAGCACAUUAUCUAUGCUUAUACUCUUAGUGUGCUGGAAAGUUAACAUGCAAGAGGUGAUUUACUAGCUAUAAUUACUGACAUUGUCGAUAGAAUGAAGAAUACUACUGGCAGUGAAUCUACAGCAGUAAUUACUCCUGUACCUUUACUAUGCUAUUAUACAUCUCAGUAAUUGAGUGGAAGAAGCAUCUCGGUAGAUAGCCAGAUUCAAUACUGAAUGUUGAAAGGAAAUUAGAUGGAGAUAAUAAUAGCUAAAUAUGAUUAAUGAUUCACUGAAGUUUCUCCGAAUUUUAAGGAUGAUAUAGAUCUCUAUUUUCAUCAGAGCGUGGUCCUUUACCACUGUCUAGGUAACAGGACCCGGCAACUUGGUGAUGUCUACUUCUAGAUAUGUUUAAACUCAAAAUGAAUGCAUAGAAGUAAGAAAAUUAGAAACAUAAAUAUUCAUGAUAACAUAACAAGGAAUAAAAUAUAACUAAAGUAAUAAAAAAUACGUUUUAAAUAAAUUGAUUGUCGCUCAAGUAACUUUUUUAAUAUCCAUUGAUAUAAAGAAUUAUGUAUCGAUAGUAUAAAAAUAUAUGAUAGGGCUUUUGACCAAAAGUUCAUUCACGCUCAAGAAGGUGUGGAGAAGGUACCAUUUGUACAUCAUUUUGUACUGUGUGAAUGGGUUUCACAUCAUAUGCCAUACUAUGUUUUAAAUUGAAAUCGCUUUGCACAUAGAAAGAUAUUCUACGUUAUUCCCAGAAUAAUGCUGUCAUGCAAAGUAAAUUCAUCAAACACGCAUUGGCUUUAUAAGUACAUAUAUGAUAGAUGCGAUUUGUAGAUCCUAUUUUUUUUUUCAAAGCUAUGAUUUUCUUGAAUGAUUAUGAUUCACCUUUCUAAGACGGUAUGAAGUUACGAAGUACACGCUUCUAGAGCUAAGUGUGAGCUUUCUUUGUCGCUUCAUGGUAUCUUUUUGUUGCUUGUAUGUUUUUGCUAAAUUCUGCAUGUUUUUAGGUACUCUGACACAGGAUUCACUGUAAAUGGCGUAGAGUACGAAGGGAGCUUGCUCAUUAUUGGCAAUUUGGUCACAUCUUGGUCUCCCAAAAGCUUUUCUGAGAUAACCAGUGAUAGGUACUUUUGAAACUUUUCGUGUUACGAAGGCAUAUUAUUUAUGUUUUUGGGAGCUUUUCAAUACAUCAUUGUUAUCUCAUCUGCAAGUUACAUUACUGAAUAACACAGCUUUCUGGACAUAUCAUGAAUUUCAUCAAAUAUUCAGACAACCUCUUUCUGUUCUUCUAUUGCACCACUUUCUUUUGAUGGAGCUAAACCUGUCUUAUUGUUGGUAAUGAUUUGGAAUGUAACAGAACCUCCAGUAUCUUAUCAGAAAUAUUUAUUUAUCGGCGAGAUCUGACCUUCUUUGAUUUGUAUUCAGAGUCUGUUCUAGUCCUAUUCUAGCGAAACUUUGUGAGUAUUCCAGAAAAUAAUGCUGGACUAACUUCCUUUAUGGGACUUUAAAUAGGUUUCUCCUAGUUGUCAGUUGGGAACUUAGAACAAUUCAAAAGAGUCCAGGUCAAAUUGACUGCCAAACUUUAUGCAGUUCUAUUUAAUUGUUAUGUCCAUGUUAUUCAAUUUAAAAGAUUUGAAUAUGAUGGCUUCCACUGCUUCUGUUGCUCAGUCCGUUGGUUUAUUAUUACAUCUAUCAAUGAAAAUUAUUCAUCAAUGGUUCCAUUCAUUGAUAUUUUGUAUUUUUCUCUUUUUUCCCCAGUCUAUCAAUGCUCAAAUUGAUACGUCCUGUUCCAGGUAUGUUCAUGCUGAUAUAGCUUGGUUGAAUGUGAAUGAAAGCUUUCUCACUUGGUCUCGGUGCCUGUCAACAUUUUGGUUGGGAACUUCUAGAGAUUUUUUUCUGUUAUUUUUUAUUAAGGUUCGUAGUUUCUUGGGUUUAUUGGCGAUGUUGAAGAAAGGAAUUACUUCUCUUGAAAGUAAUAAUGUAGUUUAUGAAGAAUGUUCAUGGAUUUAGGGAGAACAAACUUUCAUCUGCUUACAAAUAGACCUCCCAUGGUUCUCACCAAAGGUGGAUAAUAGGCGAACACUAUUUGGAGCCAUAGAUGCUCAUUAACUAGUGGUUCCAAAAUGUCACACGUCGCUAGAAAAAUAAUUCGUUUCUUUCAAAUCUUAUUUUAUUGGGCGUUGAAAAAUUUACAUUUGGUUGCUGAUCAUAUGCCAACAAAUGGCGAAAGCAGCCUCACUGUGGAACCAAUGCUUUGUGAUCGUAACGCAUAUAAAAUAGAUGGAAUUUUCCUGAUCUCCUAGAUAGUGUGUGGAAUGAUCAAUAUCUAUGGUGAUCGCCCAUUAGGAGAGAGGACAAAAGGUCAAGUCCAUACCUUCGUUUCUGCUGGUUUCAACCUAUAUAAUUCGGACGAUCUUGUUAUAAGUGCAGAUUGAGGGGAAUUCUGUUGUUUAUAUGGAAUGUAGAGUCCUUUGGCUCCAUUAGGUCUGGAUUUCGAUACUCCAAGCUAGACAAUCACUGAAAUAUAGUUCGCUCUGCUUAGUUGGAAUGCCUCAAGCCUUUGCGUCAAAGUACCUACGGUAAUCACCCACUUCGUUAAUGAACUCAUUCAUUGAGAAAACAGUAGCGUUGGGCUUCUCAUUUUGUGAUCAAGCAUGAAAUAGGCUAAUCAACUUUAUCACCCUGAAUCCGUCAAAGCAGGUGUCAUAUCCUUUGAGUCACUGUGGUAUGACGAGAGCCAGUUCAAAUUGUCUUGGUUUCGCUCAGCCCACGUUUGAGAGACAGAUGAGGAUGCUAUUCAAUUGUAUAUGCUCCAGCAUCCAAUCUUUAAAAGAUUGGAAUUUUUUUUGAACUUUUCUCUAUUCAAUCAGUUCAAGAUCUAUGGGUGUUUCAACCAUGCAAAGACAUUUCUAAUAAAUCUUUUAAGAGGAAAGUUUGGAGAUUGAAUCAAAUUAGUUUUCAUCGUCAGUCAGACCACAUACAGGAUCAAUCAAUGUUCUUUUUGAUUCCCUUUGAGUAAUCAUCGUUGGUGCCAACAAAACCACAUAUCUCAGAGGGAUACGACCUGUCAUCUAUUUUAGAUGAUAUUUUCUUUCGAAUUUCUUGUGAGAAUUCGCAUUCCUCCUCUUGUGAGCAUAUUAUCCGUCGGAGGGAGAAAUGUCUGUAAAAUUCUUACCCUUUAUGAGUAGGGUUUUCUUGAAGAAACUUUACUGGUGAGAUAUAAAUGCUCCCUCUGAUCAUUUACUUCCAGCAGCUGGGAUGGGAUAAUGAUAUUGUUGGCAUGAAGAUGAAAAACAUUGAAGAUUACUGGACGGUGAAGCUCAAGUUAGUUAGGAUUCGUUUGCUAUUACAAAUCAAUGUUCUUGGACCUUGUAUUAACUCGAUGCUAACAUUGUUUCUUGAACAAGUCCAUAUCUCUCGACUACCGCAAAAUCAACUAUACGAUAUGUGAUUAGUGUGAUGACCAAUUUAUGCAUCGACAACAAGCCCCUCAUAUGCUGGUUGUCCAAUGGAUAGACAUUCUAUCAACUCUAGGUAAAAGAUUGUUGUACUCUAUACAUCUAGUUAAAUGAUAGAUAAUACUGACUGGAAAAGCUUAAAAAAAUGACAAGAGUUCUAUCAAGUUAUUGCAAAUUUCGACCGAUUGCUCAUGGGGUUGUUAUGUUUUUACUGUUGAAGAUUCUGCUCAAAGAAAUUAGAUUAGAAUUGAAGUGUUUCCUAUAAAAUUUUACCAUGAUGACAAGGAUGCUUAUCGUAUAAUCAUAAACCUGAUAUUCCACAAUAGAAUGAAAUGCAUUAAGAUUAAGCACCACCUUUGGACCUUACAUAAGAAGACAAGUGUUCACUGUAACAUUGAGAAAGCUGAAGGUGGUAUAUAUAUUAUUCUCAGGUUCGUAGAGUGUUAAGGAGACAAGUGCAUUUGUGUUUUUGUUCUACUAUUAAUUAUUUCUUCUGUUUUAUCCUUGUCACUCCUGAUGAUAUGUGGGGUAGAAUAGGUGUGUCUCAUAAUCUUUUUUGGGUCUGUCAUGUUUUUAGCACAACAAUCUCCCUCUGUUUAUUGUGCAUUCCCGUCUUCUUCUCUGAUCCAUCGACGAUGUUACUAUUUUCCUCUGCUGCAGAGAUUUUAAUUUUGGGUUGCGGAAGGCAAAUUCAGCCAGUGAGUCCUGAAGUGCGUCAAUUCAUUCGGUCUACUGGAAUGAAAUUGGAGCCAAUCGAUUCGGUUUGUGAAGAAGCAUAUUCUCUCAUUUAUUUCUUAAAUAAUUGCUCUCGUUGUUUUCCUAGAACUGUAUCGGUUUCGGUCUAUCAGUUUCAUGAACUUGUUUAUCAUCUGUGGUAUCUGGUAUUAAAUGCAUACCCGUUUUAGUUAUUAUGUUCUUCUUUCAUUCCCCUUGGCAGAGAAAUGCAGCGUCCACAUACAACAUCUUGAACGAGGAAGGAAGGGUGGUGGCUGCGGCGCUCCUUCCCUACGGAUUCUCUUCAUGA
Molecule: messenger RNA, 5251 nt
Organism: Spirodela intermedia
Lineage: Eukaryota; Viridiplantae; Streptophyta; Magnoliopsida; Alismatales; Araceae
Source: the annotation of a GenBank genome assembly